GAAACGGAAGAAAGGGCGGGCACGUGGGGCUCGGGGGUCCGGGGCUGGCGCGCAGGCGAGGGGCGCGUCCCGGGAGAGACCAUGUCGUCGCUCAGCUGCGGUACCGCUGUCUGCGUUGUCUGUUUGGAGAAACCCAAAUACCGCUGCCCCGCCUGCCGCGUGCCCUACUGCUCCUUGCCCUGCUUCCGGAAGCACAAAGAGCAGUGCAAGCCUGCAACUGGUCCUGUCGAGAAAAAAAUAAGAUCAGCUCUGACUGCAAAAACUAAAAAGCCAGUGGAAAACGAAGAUGAUGAUGACGUCUCUGUGGCUGAUUUUCUCAAUAGUGAUGAGGAAGAGGACAGAGUGUCUUUGCAGAAUUUAAAGAAUUUAGGUAAGUCUGCAGGGGAGUCUGCAGCACUGAGGAGCUUACUGCUCAACCCACACCUCAGACAGCUGAUGGUCGACCUCGAUCAGGCAGACGACAAGGCCAAGCUUAUGCGAGCCUGCAUGCAGGAGCCCUUGUUUGUGGAGUUUGCUGACUGCUGCUUGAGUAUCGUGGAGCCGUCUCAGAACGAGGAUCCUUAAGGUGGAUUACUGUGUUGCCUGCUCCUCCUGGGAGGCCGUCACGUGGGGGGCCCUGCCCAGGGGUGGCACUGCCAGGACUCAGCAGCUGACGUCAGGUGGGCCCCCCAGACCCCUUCCAGCACUGUGGGGGUACUCACGACGGCAGACCCGUAUGGAGAGAGAACUCAAUGUUCAAAUGGUGGUUUUUAAGUGUUUUAUUUUUGAUACAAUUAAGACAUAAAUAUUUACUGAGUUUCCACACCCAUUUGAGUAAAAACUUGCUCAGUGUUAAUAAAAUUUUGGUGUGGUGUUUCUUUGGUA
This is a messenger RNA of Bubalus bubalis (water buffalo), 864 nucleotides long. RefSeq names its product zinc finger HIT-type containing 3 (gene ZNHIT3). The coding region runs from base 82 to 564 and encodes 160 amino acids. The record is from RefSeq and is a predicted model, not a curated record. Gene Ontology annotation, cellular component: pre-snoRNP complex; nucleus. NCBI's taxonomy places the organism in Eukaryota, Metazoa, Chordata, Mammalia, Artiodactyla, Bovidae. Gene Ontology annotation, biological process: box C/D snoRNP assembly; maturation of LSU-rRNA from tricistronic rRNA transcript (SSU-rRNA, 5.8S rRNA, LSU-rRNA); snoRNA localization. The transcript is spliced from 5 exons. Gene Ontology annotation, molecular function: protein binding.